GGCUACGUGCUGGUGCGUGGGGACCCGGACCGCUCGACGACACCUCCGCGGCCUUCGGGCUACGACUUGCCUGCCUCGACCUCUACCUCUUCGCCUGCUCGCCCGCCUUCGGUGGCCUGUGGCGGGUGGCGGACGACAUUGGGGCCUACAUUCAGCGCUGCCUCUCGGGGAAUAACCGUGGCAGCAGCGGCCGCGAGAGGGUGAAUCUGGCAAACCGGAUCUACGUGAUUGCCCGGGACGCCGCGGGAAACCUCUACGACCCCGUCCGUGUGGAGAACACCUGGCGGGACACCCAGCCCUUGGUGACUGCGGAGGAGGAAGAGGGUGAACUCGGCUUGGACCUGCGCCGGUACGCCCUCGCUACACCUGCAGGUCCCGAUUUUGACUACGGCCUAUUGGCUAUCCGGAGCACUGUCGCGGAGGCUGCGCCCUGGAUUGCUUUGGUGGUGGUGGGCGAGAGCGAGAGUGGGGAGCCGAUUGUGGCGCUGCCCGGCAAGGCCUGGCACCGGACCCAGUCUCGACGCUUGGUGCCUACCAGCUGCUUCCAGCUGCCCCGAGGCGCUUCUACUCGAGUGGUGGCCCCGGAGGACCGUGAGAAUCCUUUGGAGGCCCUGGCCGUGCGCGUCUGGAUCGGCCGCCUCAGCGCCGACUGGGGGCGCUACGUUGAGAUUGUGGAGAUUGGCGCGGCCGACCUGGAGCUCAACACAGCCUUCGGGGAGCCCCUGGAGGCCGAGCACGCUGAUUGCAUCCCGUUUGUCCCGGACUUGGUCGAGGCGGCGGGCGACCGGCUCCACUACCAGACCGCGGAGGAGGGCACUGGCGGGGAACCCGCGCCGAGGCCGGCUCCUGACGAGGCUGCUCCAGCAUGGGCCACGCGGGUGGAGGAGCUCGAGCGUGGCAUGGGCGACGUGCGCCGUGGAAUCCAGGAGAUCCUGGGGAAGCUGGGAAAGCCCGAGGUGAAAGCUCCGGCCAAGGCGGCUGCUCCUCGACCUUCAGCUCUUCGCGCUCGAGCCGGCCAGGCUGCCGGAGCGGGAGUGGUUGGUCUCGACCCGGCGGUGGUGCAAGCGGCCAGGUCAGCAGGGGUCCCCGAGAGCCACCUGGAGGAGAUGGCGAGAGUGGUGGCCCAGAGCAAGACCAAACUCAAAGACCCUGCGGCAUCCGCUCAGCCGACCCCUGUGAUCCCCGACCUCAACACGGGCCCCCUGGACGAGACCGAGGAGGAGGACGAAGGCGACGAGGCCUUGCCGACCACGGCGGGGAACGACCAGGUGGCAGCCGCCAUUGCAAAGCUGACGGUCAUUGCCGAGAACCUCACCGCCUCCAAGCGCAGGGCGAGCACCCUGGAAGGCCUGUUGGAAGGAGGUGCUGGGGCCGACGGGCUUGGAUCUGCCGCGGCUGGGCGGCGCAACGCAGCAGCCCUGAAGGUACUUCGCCGUGCUCUGGUGGACCGGCCUCGGGAGCUCGCCGACAACAUGCUCGACCGCAUGGGCGCCGACUUUGGAUUGGCAAGGAGCGUGCCCGGGGCCGACCGAGUGCCUGUUACGGCACGUGCCUGGGUGGAGAGCCGGGCCCGCAUCCAGCAGCAGUUCCCGACGACCGUGCAGAUGGCCUGGAUCCUUUCUGGCAUCGUCGACGCCUUGGCCCGGGGCGACCACGACGAGGGACUGGCGCGAGCUUUGGUGGGCUUGGCGGCGAUAGAGCAGUUGAGCCUGGACCGCGGCAGCUGGACGCUGGCCGAGCCGAUGUUGUUGGAGGAACCGGCUCCGCUCAGCAGUUUCCAUGGCCGGCAAAUGCCCACCGGGAGCGAGCAGCCCUUCACUCGCCUCUUGGACGCCCGCUCCAUCGAGCUGCUGGUCUACCAGGUGAGAGAGGUGGACGAUUACUUGGAAAGGCGGCGGCGCUUGAGCUCGAGACGCACCGGCCACCCCACGGCCCAGGAGGAGGACGAGGACGACGAGAAGGACAAGAGUGUGGUCGAGGAAUUCGUUAGCGCUGGAGAAGCUCCUCCCCGAGUCCCUGGUGCAGCGGCUCGGCCUAUUUUGGCGGCGUCCCUCUGGGCUUCUUUGCCGCGGUGGGUGCUAGAGCAGCCUACCCCUUUUGCUUCUUUUUUCCGCAGCCUGGUGACACAGAAGCCGAAGCAGGGAGCUCCUGCUACCGGACAGGCCUUUCCUAUGCCCCUGCCUUACCCGAGCGUCUACAAGAGGAGCGCUCGACGACGGACCUCGCGCCUUCGCGCCUCGGAGCGGCAUGCUGUGAACUUGGUGGUGGCUGUGCUUUCUUGGCUGGCUUUGGACUGCCCGGCGGCCGGCCCUGCUUGGAUCUCCUUGGGGCAGCCGCUCACUGGCGAGCAGCGUGGGGCAGUCCGCCGUUUGGAAAGUUUUGUUCGAGUUCUGGUCCGCCAGCCUAUGGUGGGCCCUUCCGAGAUGGGACGGGUGGCUGCUAAGGUGGAGGCGGUCGAGCAGCAGCUGGGCAGGCUGGAGACCAUUGCGCGGCGACUGGGCCGGGUGAGCAGCCACUAUUUGGGGAACCCCGACCAUAUCGACUACGAUUCGCCGCCGCCGGCGCGCUUCCUGCGGGUGGGGGCCGGGCUCUGCUCCGGCCGCGGCGUCUACGACCACGGCGGGGACCGAGCAUUUGACAGGCUGCUUGCCUCCCGGUUGGUUAUGACGGGCCGGCCGGCGUUUGACCCCACCCCUCACCUGGAUCCAGAAGCCCGCUCGCACUACCUGGACCCGGCCGCGUGGAUGAAGGACCCCGAGACUCUCGAUGAGGCGCUCCCCCGGCCGAAGUUCAAGGCUACGCGAGCUGAGCGACUUCGUGUGCUCAAGAUGCUGGACGACACCGACCGCCUUCGCUUUAUCCCGGCGGACCUUGUGGACCCUCGCUUCACCAGCGGCUUGUUUGCGAUCAUCAAGGACCAGGACCGGGACAGGAUGAUAAUGGAUUGCCGCUGCCCGAACGCCUUGGAGAGCGCCACGGGGAGGUGGAUCCGGACAAUGGCCACGGCCGCUUCGCUUCUCAACCUUUCGCUGGGCCCGACCGAGGAGCUGGUGAUGGCAGGGGAGGACCUGAAGGAUUAUUAUUAUUUCUUCAAAACGCCGCCUGCCAGGCUACUUCGGAACGUGGUCACCGGCAAGCUCCCUCGUGAUGUUGCCGCCACCUUUGCCGGUUUUAGCUCCGCUGAAGACGGCCACGCCUUCUACUAUGCCGCGCUGAACACUCUCCCAAUGGGGGACCUGAACGCUGUCAGCUACGGGCAAACAGCACAUGUGUCCUUGCUGCUGACCCACACUGACGUGCAGCUGGCUGAGCUGCUCACCUUGGACAGCCGUCCCCCGCGUGGCUGCUUCGCCACGGGGAUAUGCAUCGACGACUUUGUCUGCAUGGAGAAGCGGCCCCGCGGCUCGGGACUACCGCGCCGGACUUCGCGCGUCAUGCGCGGCAUGCGCCGAGGGUACGCCCUGGCCGGCCUGGAGCGGAGCGAGAAGAAGGCGUUCGAGGGAGCCACCAAGAUCAGCCGCCUAGGGCUGGCGACGCGGGCCCUCCUGGACUUGGUGGCGGGCAGCCUGGUGGCGAUCUUUUCGUUCCGGCGCCGACUGCUGAGCAUGCUGAAUCUGGUUUAUACCGAGGGCCGCGGCCUUCCCCGGGACAUGGUGUUUUCGCUGAGUGCUGGCCUCCGCGACGAGCUCACCACCUCGGCGAUUCUCAUCAGCACCGCGGCCACGAACCUACGAGCUCGCCCGUCGCCUGUCCUGGUGGCCACGGACGCUUCUCUGGACUGGGAGGCGGGAGUGGAAGCGGAGAUCGGACCGGAGGUCGCUCGCGAGGUGGCCCGGCACGCCCUGAUCAAGCCGCUCUGGAACCGACUGCUGCGACCGGGGGAGCUCCCCGAGGACGAGGUCAAAGCCCACCCUUUGUGGUCGAAGCUGGCGCGGGCUUUGCAGUAUGGAGGAGCUUGGCGGCGACCUUGUCGGCGAGGACGGCACAUUAACAUUUCCGAGGUGCGCGCUGGGCUGCAGGGCGAGCUCCGACAUGCCAGGCGACGGCCCCGCAGCAGAUUGAACUUGGCCAUGGACUCGCAGGUGGCCUUGGGCGCUCUGGGGAAGGGCCGCUCGAGCAGCUCGGCGAUAAACCGGGAGUUGCGCCGCAGCCUCCCGGCACACCUGGGCUACGAGAGCUACCUGGACUUGAUGUACUACGCUUCGGCGGAGAACCCGGCCGACGACGGCACCCGCAACGUGCCGCUUAGGACUCCCAGCGAAGAGCUUCCUCACUGGUGGGCCGCGGCGCUGCAGGGCGAGUUCGCGGGACUGGACGCCUGGCUGGCCGAGCGAGGGGCUCUUCCUCAGGAUGCCUUGGGGCUGCCGCCGCUGACUGAGCUGGGCGUGGUUCGCACUCAGGUGACUUCAAGGAAGGAGGCUCGACGAAGCUGGUGGCAGCGGCCUUCGCAACGACGUCUGGACAAGGCCACUUUGCCCCUGCACAUACAGAGGCUCCUGCGGGCCCUCCCCGAGCAGCAGUUCCUCACGGCCGGCGGCAAGGCCCCCGACCUUUGCGAGAAAGGUUUCCUGGACUUGUACAGCGGCUCCUACGGGGCGGCUAGAGCCUUGGCUCGGCGGUCUGGCUGCUGGGUUCUGACCUUUGAGCUGCACCGAGAUGCUGGAGAGGAUCUGCUGGACGCCGCGUGCCAGGCCAGGAUCCUGGAGCUGAUCGCCGGCGGGGCUUUUUACUGUGUGGGAGGAGGCCCGGUGUGUUCGAGCAUGAGUCGUGCCAUCCGGCCCCCGGUGCGGUCGAAAGUGCACCCGGCUGGUCUUCCCGACUGUCGCCCGGCUAUGCAGGCAAAGGUCGCGGCGGGCAACCAGCAUGCGGCUUUCGCGGCCCGUGUGGUGGAGACGGCGGCGCAGGUCGGCACUGACUUUUGGAUCGAGAACCCGGCGGCUUCUUUCCUUUGGCAGCAGCCUGCGUGGCAAGCCCUGACAGAGGGAGUUGGCAGUCCUGGCGGCUUCUUUCUGCUGGACUUCUGCAGGUGCGGCUCCCCUUGGCGCAAGCGCACCUUGAUUUACACCUCGACCGCCCUCCGAGGACAACGUCUUUUGUGCAGCUGCUCGGGCCCUCAUCAGCGCCUGAGUGGGUAUUGCAAGGAGAGGCGGCAGAUGUGGACCAAGGUGGCAGAGAGCUAUCCCCGGCCGCUGAAUGGGCUCUUGGCCGCGGCAGCGACGGAGGCUAUGAGGCCCCUGGGCGACCGGCGGCACAUCAGUGCCUGUGACAUUUGCCGAUGCGGCUCUCAGCGGAUUGGGGAGGCGGACAAUCCUGGGCCGGCCGAGGUCUGCUUGGAGGAGGUGCAGCUGGUGAGCGCUCGCACGCAAGCUCUGCAGCACCGCCUCUUGACUGACUUCAGAACCUGGUUGGCUUCCCAACUUUCCCGCCCGGCUCGGCUAAGUCUAGAGGGUUGUGCCAUGGCUUUUUGCGCGGUGCUGCGGGCCUACGGUAACCACCUUUUUCAGACUGGGCAGCCCCUCUACAAGUGGCGGCACCUUUGUGCGUAUUUCCAGAAGGAGAGGCUGACACUGCGGCCUUACAUGCCUAUGUGCUGGGAUCUCACGACUCGGUGGGAAAGACUGUGCCCGACGGCGCACCGGACUCCAGUGCCCUACGCCCUGGCUCGAGCUGUGAUUUCACUUUCGCUGGCGCUGGGUUGGGCACGCUUCGCUGCCGUGGUGGGCUUGUCUUUUUACGGCACGGCUCGUGUGGGGGAGCCUCUUCGCGCCCACCGUGGCGCAAUUCUUCUCCCAAGCGACUUGUUGCUGGACGAGCUCCCCGCUUGCUACGUGAGAGUCGAAGCCCCUAAGACCAGCCACCGGGGCACAGGCCGAGUGCAGCACUUCGUGGUUAGGGAACCUUCUUUUGUGAAGUUUCUGGAGCGCCUGUUGGCAAACGACCCGCUGACUCAAAAGCUCUUCCCGGCUUCCGCUGCAACGUUUCGACGGCGCUGGGACUACGUUCUGGAGAGACUUGGAGUCCCGGCUGUGGUCAAGCUGACGCCGGGCGGCCUGCGCGGGGGCGGUGCGGUUUAUCUGUACCAACGCGGCACCCCUGUGCACGACCUUCUCUGGAGUAUGCGCUUACGGUCGCAGGCCACGCUUGAAAGCUACCUCCAAGAGGUGGCAGCAGUCAGUGUUCUGCCGGCACUGGCUGCUACCACCCGACAAAGGAUAGCUGCUGCCGCUUCGGUGUGUGAUGUUCAGUUGGAGCACUUCCGGCCUAGCAGCUAG
Molecule: messenger RNA, 6272 nt
Organism: Symbiodinium necroappetens
Lineage: Eukaryota; Dinophyceae; Suessiales; Symbiodiniaceae
Source: the annotation of a GenBank genome assembly